UUGAAAGGUUCUUCGCGGUCCCGAACGGACGGACCCCGACAGAGUGGAUGUGAUCGUUCGCUCCCGAUUUAUAAAGGCAGUCUAGGAAACUCUGCUUUGUAGGCUUCCAGCUUGCCUUUGGACAAAUGUCCACGGAGGCCUUGAUGCAGAGAGUGAGAGAGCUGGAGGCAGAAGUGGGCAGAUUACGGGCCAUGAUGAGGGCAGAGCGGAAGAGAGCCAGAGAGGCGGGGCAUAAAGAAGAGGAAGCCAUGGAGAAGAAAAGUAAGAGAGGGGAGGAGCCGGGGGACUCGCCACUGCUGAAGACCCCUGAAGACCACUCAGAGCAUCGUGAAGGAACGGUGAAGGAGGAAGGCCAUCGAGGAGCGCAGGACACGGAGGAGAUGAGAGAUGGCAAGUGUAAGAAGAGCACUAAAAAGGUCCCCCGGGAGUUUGAUUUUGAGGCUCACCCUCGACGCCACGUGGCACUGCGACUGGCAUACUGGGGCUGGAAUUACCAGGGCUUUGCUUGCCAGGAAAACACCGAGAAUACUGUGGAGGCAAAACUGUUUGAAGCCCUUGUGAAGACCCGGCUGAUCAAAGAGCGCCAGAGCUCCAACUACCACCGCUGCGGGCGGACGGACAAGGGCGUCAGUGCCUUCUCACAGGUGAUUUCCAUCGACCUGCGUUCCACUCAGUCUUCUGGUGUAGGAGUAAUGCCACCCAACAAGGAGAGCAGCACAAGUGGCAAGAGUGUACCAGAGAUGCCUUAUGCCAAGAUGUUGAACCGGGUGCUUCCUGAAGAUAUCCGGGUUCUGGGCUGGGCACCGGUGCCAGCAGAUUUCAGUGCCCGAUUCGACUGUCAGUCGCGGACCUACAGAUACUACUUUCCAAGAGGCAACCUGGACGUAGAGCUGAUGGCAGCGGCAGCUAAACGCUUUGAAGGUACGCGGGACUUCAGAAAUGUUUGCAAAAUGGAUGUGGGCAACGGAGUGCUGAAGUUUGAGAGGACCAUCCUGUGUGCGGAGAUCAGGCCCAUUGGGCAGCCCCCUGGUCACGGAGGACCACCCUAUGAGCUCUUUGUGUUUGAGGUCACUGGGCUGGCAUUCCUCUAUCACCAGGUUCGCUGUAUGAUGGCCAUCUUGCUCCUAAUUGGUCAAAAAUUAGAAGAUGUGGAAAUCAUUGAUCAGCUGCUGGAUGUGGACAGUAACCCCAGGAAGCCCCAGUACAGCAUGGCUGUGGACUUCCCCCUGGUCCUUUACCGCUGCUCAUUUGCAGGGCUCUCUUGGCAGGACGAGGACUCUGAGCUCUCCCAGUCCGUCCUCUCCAGAUUCCAGCAGCAGUGGGUAGAGCUGGCUGUCAAGGCUGAGAUCGUUCGAGACGUCAUCCGCGGGUCACCAUCUGCAGGUGCCUCUUUCACGCAUUGCCCUCUUGUUGAGGGAACCAGAGCUCGUCACUACUGUCCCCUGCUGCAGAGGCCCCUCUGUGAAAGUCUAGAAUCCCGAAUCGAUCACUUUGUAAGAAGAGGGAGGCUUGAGAAAGACGAGGAGUCGGGGGAUUUGUGUCCGCAGUACAGACAGAGCAGAAACAAGAACCCAAAAAAGUGAACGGAAUAGUGGGAUGCGUUUGGGACGCCUUUCUAAGUGAGGGGCUACGACAACCCUGAGAGCCACCUUGUCGGGAUCUGAGCGUCUGGGAUGGCGUCGGGCCCGGUGACAUCGGAGGAAACCUUUCCAGUCAUUUUGUAUUCGUUUAUCACCACCUUGCAGAGCUUGAUGCACCAUUGGUGACUUUUGAUUUCUUUCAUUUUCAUUGUCUGUGCCUUUCUCCACUCUGAGACACGAUGUCUUCAGUUCUCUCUGCCAAAGCCUGCGAAUCCUCACCCGUACGGACUGCAGAGGACUCUGUUAUUUUGGAGAUGGCAUCGCUUUUGCUUUUUCUUUUUUUUAAGUAUUUUCUUAUGCAGAGUUAAAGGCUGAUUACGGGAAGCUGAAGAUUGUUCCAGUAAUCAUGCGAGUUGUACACCUUUAAACUGUGGUGUCUGUUUUUAAAUUCUGAGCCCAAUGCCGCCCUGGAGCUGGCAGUACCAGGACAAUUGGCACAGACCCUGCUACUAUCUCUUAAAUCCCCUCGAUUCUUGUAAAGGAUAAAAGAGCAACCAGUGAAUAAAAAUAUCAAUUGUGUA
Molecule: messenger RNA, 2161 nt
Organism: Polypterus senegalus (gray bichir)
Lineage: Eukaryota; Metazoa; Chordata; Cladistia; Polypteriformes; Polypteridae
Gene: pus3
Product: pseudouridylate synthase 3
Exons: 7
Coding region: 126-1583 (485 amino acids)
Biological process (GO): mRNA pseudouridine synthesis; tRNA pseudouridine synthesis
Cellular component (GO): cytoplasm; nucleus
Molecular function (GO): RNA binding; pseudouridine synthase activity
Source: RefSeq, a predicted model, not a curated record